This is a messenger RNA of Calliphora vicina (urban bluebottle blowfly), 5691 nucleotides long. RefSeq lists its product as uncharacterized. Gene Ontology annotation, molecular function: nucleic acid binding. NCBI's taxonomy places the organism in Eukaryota, Metazoa, Arthropoda, Insecta, Diptera, Calliphoridae. The coding region runs from base 1 to 5691 and encodes 1896 amino acids. The transcript has 5 exons. Gene Ontology annotation, biological process: DNA integration. The record is from RefSeq and is a predicted model, not a curated record.
AUGACCGAUAAUACAACUCCAAGAAGAAUUAGCGAACGAAGAAAUAAAGGAGUUCCGCCAGCCAAGUUCGGAUCGUUUGAUGUAGACAUGGGAGGAGUUGAUCGCACGCCACCGCCGCCGGCACAAAAACAAACUGCAGGGCAAACUGAAGAAGAUUCGCCAGGAACUUCAGCUGAGCCACAACAGAGUUCCAAUACAGAUAUGAAUGCUUUGUCACGUGAAUUCGGUAAGAAAAUGGAUGAGAUGCGUAAUGAAUUUAACAGGCAACUACAGGCCAUGCAAGCUUUGAUGAUAUCAAACAAUGAUCGUGUGCAAAGUAAUAUACAAAAAAUAAGGAACGAAUUAAGACGUCAGCCAACUACAUCAACGUCCGACGGGACACAAUUUUUGCCGCCAACGCCAGCCAUCUCUGCCGCUACUAAUACGUCCGCCGGGACACAAUUUCUGCCGCCAACGCCAGCAAUCUCUGCCGCUACUAAUACGUCCGCCGGGACACAAUUUCUGCCGCCAACGCCAGCAAUCUCUGCCGCUACUCAUACGUCUGCCGGGACACAAUUUUUGCCGCCAACGCCAGCAAUCUCUGCCGCUACUAAUGCGUCCGCCGGGACACAAUUUCUGCCGCCAACGCCAGCAAUCUCUGCCGCAGCUCAUACGUCCGCCGGGACACAAUUUUUGCCGCCAGCAAUCUCUGCCGCUGCUCAUACGUCCGCCGGGACACAAUUUCUGCCGCCACCAUCAAUCUCUGCCGAUACACAUAGUUCUACGCUGUCUGAUGAUUCUGCCUCAUCGCAACCUUUUGCCAAUGUACCUGCCGUCACGCAAUAUUCUGCCGCCGCACAAAUGCCUUCAGUUAGUCAGUCAGGUCAGCCGGAGGAAUGGCAAACAUUUAUUGAAGCAUACCAGAGCACAACCAGAGAAUUUCAAUAUUCCAAUUUGCACAAUAUUAUGCGAAUUCGAGAUGCUUUAAGUGGCCGUGCAAAAGACACAGUAGAGGCUCUGCUUACAAAUUCUGCCAACGUCGCUGCCAUUUUAGAAACUUUAGAGCAGAAUUACGGGAGACCGGAGCAACUUAUAAAAAGUCAGAUCGAGAAAGUUCGCACAAUUUUACCUGUUGCAGAAGGUGAUCUAGAAGGGCUAAUUGUUUUUGCGAAUAAAAUUACUAACAUGUCGACGUUUCUUCAAAAUGCCAAAGGUGCACACCAUUUAUCAAAUCCAAUGCUUCUAAAUGAACUAGUUGUGAAAAUGCCAAUAUGCCGCCAAAUGCAAUGGGCCGAAGCAUGCCUAAGUCUUGGUGAUGCCCCUACAAUCGUAAAGUUUAGUCAGUGGCUAAAUGCACUUCGAAAAAUCGCCAGUACUGUUACUGAUUCAAUGUCAAAUAUGAGUGUAUGUUCGAAUACUGUCAGAAAACAACAACAGUUGACUACAACAUCUGGAGGACGUAGGCGUGUAAACGUAAGUGUUUCUUUAAAAACCUGUGGUGUAUGUGAAAAUCAGUGUGCUUCAGUGGAUCAAUGUGAAUCAUUUCUAAAAUUGCCAUGUGAUGUCCGUUGGAAAAAAGUAAAAGAUAUGAAAAUAUGUUUUUCGUGUUUAAAGAAGGGCCACAGAGCAGCUUCAUGUUAUGCCAAAAAGAAGUGUGGUAUUAAUGGUUGUAAUAGAGUCCAUCAUCGCCUUUUACAUGACUCAAGUAUUGAAGUGGUUGCCCAAAAUCCAUCUUCAAAUAAUGUUGUUACAUCAAAGCCUAGCUUAGUCGAAAGCAAUACAGCCGGAAGAAAUUGUCAUUUAAAUGAAGGCCGCCAUAUGAGAGAAAGUGUACUAUUUCAAAUUAUUCCUGUAAAAUUGUAUGGACACUUAACAGAAAUUUCAACCUAUGCCUUUAUCGAUGAUGGAUCCAACACAACAAUGAUUGACGCCAAAAUUGCCCACGAACUUGGAAUAUCAGGUAAAAAGGAUCAAUUAGAAGUCCAAUGGUUUAUUCACCACACUAUUUGUGAGCCAACUGAAAUUAUUGAUCUAGCCAUUAGUGGAGUACAUGAGAAUGCUGAAAAAUUUCAUAUUUCAAAGGUAUUUACUUCUACAAAUAUAACCCUGCCUCAUCAAAGUUUCUGCCGUAGUGAGUAUAAAAAUACACAUAUCAAUAAUUUGCCGAUUGUAGAAUAUAAAAACAUUCAGCCUAAAAUUAUAAUAAGUUUGGCACAUGCUUUCCUCACAGUACCCAUAGAAGUACCACAGACGUCCAUUAGUAAGGGCCCCAUCGCAGUAAAAACUCGCUUGGGCUGGUUGGUAUACGGCCCCUAUAGUUACGACAGCAUCCAGCUACGUCAUGCCUUUCAUGUGAGAACAGUAGAAGAAAGCGGUAAUUUGGAGAAACUGCUAACGUCAUAUUUUGGAAUGGAGACAUUUGGAAUCAAACCAAAUACUAAAAUUAUUAUGUCAAAGGAAGACACUAUAGCCAUAGAUAUUUUGAAUAGAUCAACAGUAAAGGUUGGUGAUCGUUUUGUUACCCCACUUCUGUGGAAAGAAAAUUUUUCUGGUUUUCCCGACAGUUUUGAUAUGGCUUACAGGCGCCUUCAGAGCGUAGAAAGAAAAAUGCAACGUGACACUGAAUAUGCCCAACAGUAUAAAGAGAAAAUUGAUACCUAUAUUGCCAAAGGAUAUGCCCGCCGAUUGAGUUCAAAAGAAAAAGAUAGCAUAUCAUUAAAAUCGUUUUAUUUGCCGCACUUUGCUGUGCAUAACCCUAAUAAAAAAGGAUUACGUCUUGUAUUUGACGCUGCCGCUGAAAUAGGAAAUGUGUCACUCAAUAAAGCCUUAAUUGCCGGCCCGGAUCUCAACCAACCGCUCAUUUCGAUUUUAUUUAAAUUUCGCCAAGCUCCAUUCGCUGUGUGUGGCGACAUCGCCGAGAUGUUUCACCAAAUUUCUGUAACUGAAGAGGACCAAGCCUGUCUUAAAUUUCUUUGGAGAAAUGGUGACUCUAGUAAGCCAGUCGAGGUAUUUGUAAUGCAAAGAUUAAUAUUUGGUGCUAGCUGUUCACCCACAAUAGCACAAUACGUUAAAAAUACCAACGCAAAAAAUUUUGAGGUGGAUUACCCCAGAGCCGUUAAAGGCAUUGUAGAACGUCAUUAUGUUGACGAUUACGUCGAUUGUUUUGAUACGGAAGAAGAAGCGGCAAAAGUCGUAAAAGAAGUUAUCGAAAUACACAAAAAUGCAGGAUUUAAUUUGAGAAAUAUUUUAUCCAACUCUGAUUACUUUAAAGCUUCUCGUGUUCCACAAUGCAUUUUAAAUAUGGAAAGAGUUCCCACAAAACGUGAAUUGCUAAGCCUUACCAUGUCUGUAUUUGACCCAUUUGGAUUUUUGGGAAACUUUAUGAUCUCAGCAAAAUUACUACUGCAGUCAACAUGGAAAUUGGGAUUAAAAUGGGAUCAAGAGCUACCAGAAAAUAUCUACGAACGGUGGAAAAUGUGGUUGCAAGAAUUACCCAAAGUAAAACAAUUUCAAAUGCCUCGCUGCUAUAUGAGUACGUUUAUGACAGCAGCAGUACAAUUGCAUUUAUUUGCCGAUGCAAGUGAGGAAGCCUUAUCGGUGAUAGCGUAUUGGAGAGCAGAGAUUGAAGGAAAAGUCUACUUAUCUUUUGUUUGUGCAAAAACUAGUUGUGCCCCCACACGUUAUCAUACGAUCCCGAAGCUCGAACUACAAGCCGCAACAAUGGCAGUGCGUUUAAAGGACAACAUCGUCAAGUACCACGAUGAUCGAGUCAACAUUUUUUUCUUUUGGAGCGACUCUACAACAACUAUAAGAUGGAUUCGAGGUGAUCAUACAAAAUAUAAACAAUAUGUGGCGAAUCGGGUAGCGGAGAUUAUCGAAAACACCAACAUUGCAGAAUGGCAUUGGUGCCCUGGAGAGCUAAAUCCGGCUGAUGAUGGUACAAGAGCAAAAUUUCCUCCGUUAUAUGACCCUAAAGGUAGAUGGAUAACUGGUCCAUCUUUUUUGCUACAACCCAAAUAUGAAUGGCCAGACGAGGCCAAAAUGAAUAAGAUUACUGACUCUUGUUCAGAAGAGUUGAGAGCCAAACGGAAACUUUUCCUGGUCACACAAGUGAGUAGUAUUGAAAAUAUUAUUAAUCGAUUUUCAAAUUACAGUAGGCUCAAGCGCACCAUAAGUUGGGUUCUACGCUACAUGGCAAAUAUUUUGCGAAAAAUACAACACGAGGAACUGCUCAAAGGUGAACUUUCUGCCGCUGAAGAGAAAAAUGCUGAAUUAUUUCUUUGCCGAUAUGCUCAAAAAACAGCAUAUUCAACUGAGUACGCCAUUCUUAAACAACAAGGUACAAUUUCAAAGUCUAGUGAGCUGUUGUCGCUCAAUCCCUAUAUGGACCAAGAAGGUAUAAUACGAGCAAGUGGUCGCAUACAAAACGCCGUAUUUAAAUCUGUCGAAUUAUGUCGACCCAUUAUUUUACCAAAGUCACAUAAAAUUACACGUUUGAUCGCUAACUGGUACCAUAGCCGUUUUUGUCACAUCAAUAGAGCCGUUGUAAUAAAUGAAAUACGCCGUCGUUUUUGGAUACCGUCAAUUCGUGAGCUACUUAAGAGUGUGGAAUCUAAAUGCCAGCUUUGUAAACUACGAAAAGCCAAACCCUAUCAGCCUCAAAUGGGGGUGCUGCCAGUCGACAGAAUAACUGCGUUUGUCCGGCCUUUUUCAUACACAGGUGUCGAUUUUUUCGGCCCUAUAACAGUUACCAUUCCUAGAAGACAAGAAAAACGUUGGGUGGCAUUGUUCACGUGUCUUUCCGUCCGUGCUGUACACCUUGAGCUUGCAACCGAUAUGUCGAGUGACGCUUUCAUUUUGUGUUUGCGGAAUUUUAUGAAUAGGCGUGGGGUUCCCGUACAAAUACGUAGCGACAAUGGUACAAAUUUUGUGGGAGUAGUCAAAGAACUGGGAGAUUCCAAAGAGUUUCUUGAUCACUAUCGCAUUACAGCUCAUCUGUCUCCACUCGGUGUCAAAUGGAUAUUCAACACGCCCGCCAACCCUAGUGAAGGUGGCGCUUGGGAGCGCCUUGUCCAAUCUAUAAAAAAGGCUCUUUAUGCCAUGUUGAAAGAAAGUGCUCCGCGCAUCGAUACAUUGUGGUGUUUGCUUCUCGAAGCUGAAAAUAUUGUAAACUCUCGCCCUCUAACCCACUUGCCUGUAUCACCUGAUGAGCCGGAGCCUAUUACGCCCAACCAUUUCUUACUUGGUUGCACAAAUUCUACACAAACUCCAGCGCCAUAUGAACCUAAACUUAAUUGUUUGCGCAAACAGUGGCGUGUCGUACAGAAUUUAAAAAACGGUUGGUGGCGACAAUGGAUCCGAGAAUACUUGCCUGAGCUUACUCGACGUACGAAGUGGUGCUUGCCCACGAAACCGAUAGCUGAAGGGAGCCUUGUUCUAAUUUGUGACCCUAACUUGCCUAGAUCUAAUUGGCGUCGUGGUAGAGUUCUUGAGCUGUUUAAAGGGAAGGAUGGCAUAGCGCGCUCGGCUAACGUUAAGACAAAUACUGGAGUUUUGAAAAGACCCGUUUCCAAGUUGGCGGUCUUAGAUGUUGAGGUGCCAACCAGUAAUACUUUUGGAACUCAAAUUUUGGAUGAGGACUCCCCAGGUAAUUGUAUUUUAAUAAAUCCACUGGGACUUGGGCAUGGAGUGGUGGCUCCAAUGACAAUUUAG